Molecule: messenger RNA, 1185 nt
Organism: Funneliformis mosseae
Lineage: Eukaryota; Fungi; Glomeromycota; Glomeromycetes; Glomerales; Glomeraceae
Source: the annotation of a GenBank genome assembly
AUGUCUUCAACACGAAAAUUGACUCGUCUAAAUCCUAAGUUAGGAAAGAAAACAAUUUAUAAGCUCAAUUGUUUUCCACGUACACCAGUUAGUACAACGAAGGAAUUAUUCAGUCGCACCGAACUUGAGUUGGUAGAAUGUUGUAAUUUUAAAGUUGAAACCGUAAGAAAUCUUCAAAUACGAGCUGCCAGAUGGAUUACACCAGAAUUCGUAUCUGUGAUGGAUAUGAUCAUGGAAAAUACUUCACCAUUCUUGGCAACUUCAUUAAAAGGUUUAGAUGAGGCUUUAGGUGGUGGAAUACCAUUCUCUUCCGUUACUGAGUUCGUUGGACCAACUAGGUCCGGUAAAACACAGUUAUGUUUGACACUUUCAGUAUUGGCGACAUUACCAGAAACUAUGGGCGGACUUGGUGGUGGGGUGUGUUAUAUCGAUACUGAACGAAGUUUUAACGCGGACAGGCUUAUAACUAUAGCUGAGAAUCGAUUUCCUCAAUACUUUGAUAAAGAUGAACAAGGUCAAGCCAAUCUUGAUAAAAUGGCAUUGUCCAUUCAUAAGAUGGAUAUUGCGUCUUCAAAAGAUUUGAUAAAAAGAUUGGAUGAACUUCAAGAAUUCAUAAUUGAAAAUGAUGUUAAAUUAUUAAUAGUAGAUUCGAUUGGAUCACUUGUUAGAAAAGAAUAUCAGAAUCCCGUAAAGCAAUAUGGAUGGGGAGGGCCUUUGUUAUGUUUAACACUAGUAACAAAUCAAGUGAUCACUAGGAAUCAAAGUGAAACCGUAUUACCAAAAGAAUGUUCUCGUCCGAUCAAAAAGUCGCGCGAAGGAGGUCCAGAAAUUACUGCAGCAUUAGGAAAUACUUGGGCACAUUCUGUUACUACACGUAUAAUGUUGAAUACAUUUCAUAUUAGAAAUUUAUCAAAUAUGAACUUUACAACAUUGAAUAAUUUAUUUCCGGCAAAUUUGCAAGAAUUAACUAUUGUAAAAUCUCCUAUUGCUGCAAAUAUUACAAUUUAUUAUACUAUUGAGAACGAAGGAAUCGUGGAAUUCAUUUCGUCAAAAAGCACAGAAGAUAACCAAAAAGUUGGCAUUAUGGAGGAAAUUGAUAUAUGUGACGCAGAGCAAAGUAAACUAUCGAGUAAAAAGAAAAAAUCUGACGUUGCUGAAUGGUUUAUAUCAAAAUUGUGGGCAUAA